CAUCACUGUCCUUCCUGCAGGUCAGUGAAGACAGGUCCUGGAUCAGUCCACUGUCUCUUUUCUGUCACAAGACAUUUUCACAUUUGUCUCCAGAUUUCACGUCACUGCUGUGAGCGACUUUAUUAGUAGAGAACAGUAAAAAACAGAAUACAAAUGAUUUAAUGACAUGAUUUAGUUUUGGUUUGAUGUCCUGCAGCAGCCAUUUAGUGAAAUAUGUAUUAAUAGAGUCAGUGAGUUGUGGAAUAAUGUGCUCUGAGUUUAAAUGUUAGAAGAGGAAGUCGACUUUCAGACAUUUUGUCCUUCAAGAGUGUUUCUGAGCCAAAGGCUGAUUUCAGUUGAUGUGCAGAUGAAUGAUUUGUGUUUCCUCUCCAGAUGAAAGUGUGUGUGAGAUGAGCAGCAUGAAUCAGUGUGAGGACAGAGAGGAGGGAGGCCCUCCCUCUAAAACCACUGGACCUGGACCAGGACCUGGACCUGAACCUGGACCUGGACCUGGACCUGGACCUGAACCUGGACCUGGACCUGGACCUGGACCUGGACCUGGACCAGGACCUGAGCCCAGCUGUGUGUCCUUCAAGAGUGACCGGUCAAAUGAUCAUUUCAUUGAUUUUAAAGGACAACCAGCUCCUGCUGUAAAGAGGAGACCAGCCUCUACUGGACCUGGACCUGGACCUGGACCUGGACCUGGACCUGAGCCCACCUGUGUGUCCUUCAAGAGUGACGGGUCAAUGGGUCUUCCCAUUUAUUUUAAAGGACAACAACCUCCUGCUGUAAAGAGAGUCGACCAGGAGAGCUCAGAGGUUCCCAGAGGUCCGUCUGUCCAGCAGCAUCAGACACACCUGGACUCCAUAUUUAUGCUGCUGGAGGAGAACAUUGUCACUUUUGUGAAGAACGAGCUGAAGAAGGUCCAGAAGGUUCUGAGUUCAAAUUACCCAGAAUGCUCAGAGAGUCAGAGGGAGGAUGAGGAGGUGUUGGACGGUGAGGAUGAAGAGCAGAGGAGGAGCAGCAGAGAGGCAUUUCUGAAGAUCACACUUCACUUCCUGAGGAGAAUGAAGCAGGAGGAGCUGGCUGACUGUCUGCAGAGCAAAAGUCAUUCUGCAGUUUGUCAGCGUGAACUUAAAUCUAACCUUCAGAAGAAGUUCCAGUGUGUGUUUGAGGGGAUCGCUAAAGCAGGAAACCCAACCCUUCUGAAUCAGAUCUACACAGAGCUCUACAUCACAGAGGGAGGGACUGCAGAGGUCAAUGAUGAACAUGAGGUCAGACAGAUUGAAACAGCAUCCAGGAAACCACACAGACCAGAAACAACAGUCAGACAAGAAGACAUCUUUAAAGUCUCACCUGGAAGAGACGAACCAAUCAGAACAGUGAUGACACAGGGAGUGGCUGGCAUCGGGAAAACAGUCUUAACACAGAAGUUCACUCUGGACUGGGCUGAAGACAAAGACAACCAGGACAUACAGUUCACAUUUCCAUUCACUUUCAGAGAGCUGAAUGUGCUGAGAGAGAAAAAGUUCAGCUUGGUGGAACUUGUUCAUCGCUUCUUCACUGAAACCAAAGAAAUCUGCAGCUUUGAAGAGUUCCAGGUUGUGUUCAUCUUUGACGGUCUGGAUGAGUGUCGACUUCCUCUGGACUUCCACAACACUAAAAUCCUCUCUGAUGCCACAAAAUCAGCCUCAGUGGAUGUGCUGCUGACAAACCUCAUCAGGGGAAACCUGCUUCCCUCUGCUCGCCUCUGGAUAACCACACGACCUGCAGCAGCCAAUCAGAUCCCUCCUGGGUGUGUUGACAUGGUGACAGAGGUCAGAGGGUUCACUGACCCACAGAAGGAGGAGUACUUCAGGAAGAGAUUCAGAGAUGAGGAGCAGGCCAGCAGAAUCAUCUUCCACAUCAAGACAUCACGAAGCCUCCACAUCAUGUGCCACAUCCCAGUCUUCUGCUGGAUCACUGCUACAGUUCUGGAGGAUGUGUUGAAGACCAGAAGGAGAGGAGAGCUGCCCAAGACCCUGACUGAGAUGUACAUCCACUUCCUGGUGGUUCAGGCCAAAGUGAAGAAGGUCAAGUAUGAUGGAGGAGCUGAGACAGAUCCACACUGGACUCCAGAGAGCAGGGAGAUGAUUGAGUCUCUGGGAAAACUGGCUUUUGAUCAGCUGCAGAAAGGAAACCUGAUCUUCUAUGAAUCAGACCUGACAGAGUGUGGCAUCGAUAUCACAGCAGCCUCAGUGUACUCAGGAGUGUUCACACAGAUCUUUAAAGAGGAGAGAGGACUGUACCAGGACAAGGUGUUCUGCUUCAUCCAUCUGAGUGUUCAGGAGUUUCUGGCUGCUCUUCAUGUCCAUCUGACGUUCUUAAACUCUGGAGUCAAUCUUCUGGUAGAGGAACAAACAACAGACUGUCAAUCUGCAGAGACAGGUCUCUACCAGAGUGCUGUGGACGAGGCCUUACAGAGUCCAAAUGGACACCUGGACUUGUUCCUCCGCUUCCUCCUGGGUCUUUCACUGCAGACCAAUCAGACUCUCCUGCGAGGUCUGCAGACACAGACAGGAAGUAUCUCACAGAUAAAACGAUCUCUCCUACAAGGUCUGCAGACACAGACAGGAAGUAUCUCACAGACCAAUCAGGAAACAGUCAAGUACAUGAAGAAGAAGAUCAGUGAGAAUCUGUCUGCAGAGAGAAGCAUCAAUCUGUUCCACUGUCUGAAUGAACUGAACGAUCGUUCUCUAGUGGAGGAGAUCCAACAGUACCUGAGAUCAGGACGUCUCUCCACAGAUAAACUGUCUCCUGCUCAGUGGUCAGCUCUGGUCUUCAUCUUACUGUCAUCAGAAAAAGAUCUGGACGUGUUUGACCUGAAGAAAUACUCUGCUUCAGAGGAGGCUCUUCUGAGGCUGCUGCCAGUGGUCAAAGCCUCCAACAAAGUUCUACUGAGUGGCUGUAACCUCUCAGAGAGAAGCUGUGAAGCUCUGUCCUCAGUUCUCAGCUCCCAGUCCUCUAGUCUGAGAGAGCUGGACCUGAGUAACAACAACCUGCAGGAUUCAGGAGUGAAGCGACUUUCUGCUGAACUGAAGAGUCCACACUGUGUCCUUGAAACUCUCAGGCUGUCAGGCUGUCUGAUCACAGAGGAAGGCUGUACUUCUCUGGCCUCAGCUCUGGACUCCAACCCCUCCCAUCUGAGAGAGCUGGACCUGAGUAACAACAACCUGCAGGAUUCAGGAGUGAAGCGACUUUCUUCUGAACUGAAGAGUCCACACUGUGUCCUUGAAACUCUCAGGCUGUCAGGCUGUCUGAUCACAGAGGAAGGCUGUACUUCUCUGGCCUCAGCUCUGGACUCCAACCCCUCCCAUCUGAGAGAGCUGGACCUGAGCUACAAUCAUCCAGGAGACUCAGGAGUGAAGCUCCUGUCUGCUCGACUGGAGGAUCCAGGCUGGAGACUGGACACUCUCAGGGUGGAGCCUGCUGGAGUCCGAUGGUUGACACCAGGUCUGAGGAAGUAUUCCUGUGAGCUCACAGUCGACACAAACACAGUCAGCAGAUACAUCAAACUGUCUGACAACAACAGGAAGAUGACACGUGUGAAGGAGGAUCAGUCAUAUCCUGAUCAUCCAGAGAGGUUUGAGACCAGGUGGCCUCAGCUGCUGUGUAGAACUGGUCUGACUGGUCGCUGUUACUGGGAGGUCGAGUGGAGAGGAGAUGUUUCUCUAUCAGUGAGUUACAGAAGAAUCAGAAGGAAAGGAGACAGUAAUGAUGUUGUGUUUGGAUGGAAUGAUCAGUCCUGGAGUCUGGACUGUGAUGAUGGUCGUUACUCUGUCUGUCACAAUAAGAGAAGAACACUCCUCUCCUCCUCCUCCUCCUCCUCCUCCUCCUCCUCCUCCUCCUCUGGUAGAGUAGCAGUGUAUGUGGACUGUCCUGCUGGCACUCUGUCCUUCUACAGAGUCUCCUCUGAAUCACUGAUCCGCCUCCACACCAUUAACACCACAUUCACUGAACCUCUUUAUCCUGGAUUUGGACUCUACAGGUCCAGUUCUGGUUCUGGUUCCUCAGUGAGUCUGUGUGGUGUUUAGUGUGCAGAGUCUCCUCCUGUCACAGAAACAUUGUCAGUGCUGAACAGUUGAGUCUGUACAGGAUCACAGUCACAUCAAUCUUUCAGCUUCUUGUAAUAAAUUCAUCAUCAACUUUGUACAAAAUGAUUCAAACUGAUUGAAAAGAUUCUUCAUUUACAUUUGAAACUUCUUCCAUUAAAUUGUGGAAAUUGCGUUGACUUGUACUUUCUGUCAUGUGUUGUUUUGAAUUCUGGCUCUUGUUCCAAUAAAAUCCACAACUAUCAGUGAAAUGUAAGAAACAGAAAACAUCGACUCGUCUGCAGCUUUAAUAGUAAAGAAUCAUUGUGAACAAAGUUGUAAAUGGACAGUAAAAUCUGAUCAAAUGUACUCGACACUCCACCUGAAACACUCUGACUUGUUUCAUGUGUUUGUAAUGAUGAAACUAAAAGUUUGAUGGUGUUGGUUAACACAUGUAAUUAUGUCCGUAGUGACAGAGUCAUAAACUGCACAACAUCUCUUCAUUUCUGUCUGAUUAUUAUAUGAGAAGAAAACACAUUUGAAUGACAAUCAUUGUGUUUCUCUCAGUGUUUUGUGGCUGUUGAAGUCCGGCUGUAUUUUCAGGACGUUUGUUGGAUUUGAAUCUGGUCCGUCAAACUAAACAGCUGUGAGAAAAGUCUUUCUCUGUCUGAGCCGGUUGGCUGAAGAUGUUUGGAAGUCUGAGAGCCGGAUGAAAUACUGAAACACUUUCAGAGAUCACAAACUAAACUGUCCUGAUGAAGUUUUUAAACAAGCGCUGAAGAGAUUUGAGCUCAUGUUUGAUGCUUCUGAACGUUGAUGUUCAGAGCAAAGAGUCCAAAACUUGUACAAAUUGUUCCUUUUUGUUUAAAUGUGACUUUGUUUGUGAAACGAUCAGCUGACGAGUUUAUCAUCAGACUGAAAGAUGUCGCACAGCGUCACUGAAAUGUUUCUCCUCUGCUGAAGUAGCUGAAUAUAAAAGUCUACUUGUGUCCUCAUCAUGUUGUCUGUCAGUGUGGAAACUGUAAAUAAUUCAUAUUGUUUUCAUGCUAUAUUAAAGGAACCAGAACACAUGAA
Messenger RNA from Acanthopagrus latus (yellowfin seabream), 5123 nucleotides. Its product is annotated as NLR family CARD domain-containing protein 3-like. Bases 351 to 4052 code for a protein of 1233 amino acids. NCBI's taxonomy places the organism in Eukaryota, Metazoa, Chordata, Actinopteri, Spariformes, Sparidae. The record is from RefSeq and is a predicted model, not a curated record. The transcript has 10 exons. Gene Ontology annotation, molecular function: protein binding.